AGAAGUAUACAUCAGAUAGGGUUGACUCUAAAGGAACGUGAAAAGUAAAUAGAAAAAUGAAGAAGGAGGUGGUAUUGGUAACCGGUGCUUCCGGUUACCUAGGUGGACGUCUCUGCCACGUGUUAUUAAACGGCGGUUACCACGUUAAAGCCUUUGUUCGCCGUACAAGCGAUCUAUCAUCUCUACCUCAGCCUACUAACGGCGACGGAACCCUAGAAAUUGUGUUCGGAGAUGUAACAGAUUAUCAGUCACUCCUUAAGGCUUGCUCUGGUUGCCACGUCAUCUUUCAUGUUGCUGCUUUAGUUGAACCUUGGCUUCCAGAUCCUUCUAGAUUUUCAUCAGUCAAUGUUGGAGGCUUGAAGAAUGUGUUGAAAGCUUAUAAAGAAACAGGAACUAUAGAUAAAAUUGUGUACACAUCAUCUUUUUUUGCCUUGGGACCAACUGAUGGAUAUAUUGCAGAUGAAACUCAGACUCAUUCUGGAAAAUUCUUCUGUACGGAGUACGAGAAAUCGAAAGCUAUUGCUGAUAAAGUUGCAUUAGAUGCUGCGUCUGAAGGAAUACCAAUAGUGCCUGUUUAUCCAGGAGUCAUAUAUGGUCCCGGGAAGGUCACGGCUGGAAAUGUCAUUGCCCGUAUGAUAAUUGAACGCUUUAAUUGGCGUUUACCUGGUUACAUUGGCCAAGCAAAUGACAGGUUUUCUUUUAGCCAUGUUGAUGAUGUGGUUGACGGACAUAUUGCAGCUAUGAACAAAGGCAAACCAGGUGAAAGGUAUCUUCUUACUGGGGAGAAUGCGUCAUUUAAGGAAGUUUUCGACGUAGCUGCUAUCAUCACUCACACAAAGAGGCCUUCGUUUGGUAUUCCCCUACUUAUGAUUGAAGCUUAUGGCUGGUUAUCAGUUCUUUUCUCCAAAUUAACAGGAAAGCUUCCUCUAAUCAGUCCUCCGGUGUAUGUAACAAGGGUAAAUUAUUUCGAAAGUGGAUGAGAGUACUGAAGCCUCCAUAAAUUAGGGUCAAUAGUUAAUACUAGGGCUAAACUAUACAUGCUUGACAGUUGGAGUAAGGAAAAUUAUAGUGCAUAGAUAGAUCAGUUUUUCUUUUGUAUAUAUACUAUAUGUUGAAUUCUCUUAACUUCUUCGUGUGUUUACUUCUGUAUGUUUUGUCUACCACUUUCUUACACUUAUGGUAAACAAACCAUACACUCAAAUUUAAAUUGAAUUGAUGCAGCAAUAUGUUUUCUAGCUGGAUUAAAACCCGUCAACCGGUCUCGUUUUACCGGUUCAAACCGGUAACCGGACCGGUAAAAUCGGAACCGGUUGAACCGGUUUACCCGU
Messenger RNA from Lycium barbarum (goji berry), 1328 nucleotides. RefSeq lists its product as uncharacterized. Lineage: Eukaryota; Viridiplantae; Streptophyta; Magnoliopsida; Solanales; Solanaceae. The record is from RefSeq and is a predicted model, not a curated record. The transcript is spliced from 5 exons. The coding region runs from base 57 to 980 and encodes 307 amino acids.